GAUGCAGGAUAGCUACGUUGUCAUGACCCGAUCGUACCGAGCAUGCCACACGUCCUAGCACAGGUUCUAUGUUGCUCUGAGACAUGAUACCUUACUGUUCACUGAUCCAUUUAGUUACCUUGUUCUGUACUCUCUAGGGGUGUACGGUAAUUAGGGUGGGGCGAGUGUAUGCUGUGCUUAUGCUUGUAGCUGUGUGGUGUAUCGGUGACUAUUCUAUAUCCCUCUCUCUCUCUUCAUGUGCAACGGAGGAGUACCACCAUACAAUGGACCAACCAACCACUCCAUCAUCCUGCCACUUGAACAGGAGGAGACCUCCAUUGAGUGCUACCUAUUCCAGUGGGUGUCAAUGUGUGGACUCGUGGGAUGUUUGUGCAAGUGCAGUCGACUCCAAACCCUAACAGUAUGAAGUUUGUUCCUGGUGUGUCUGUGUUAGGUGGUGGUAAUACUAGGGACAUCCCCACACCAGCCACUGCUAACAGCUCUCCGCUUGCCCAACAAUUAUUCAGGAUCCAUGGGGUUAAAGCUAUCUUCCUGGGCAGUGACUUUGUCACUAUCACCAAGGUUAAUGAUGGAGUUGAGUGGCAAGUCCUUAAGCCUGAAGUGUUUGCUACCAUUAUGGACUUCUUUGCAUCUGGUGUGCCCGUUGUGAGUGAAGAAGAUGAGAACCAACUUGAACAACUAGACGGAGAGGAGGACAAUGAGACGGUGGCCAUGAUCAAAGAGUUGCUCAACACCAGGAUUAGACCCACAGUACAGGAAGAUGGGGGAGAUAUUGUAUACAAGGGAUUCCAAGAUGGUGUUGUCAAACUUAAAUUACAGGGUGCAUGUACCAGCUGCCCUAGCUCUGUAGUUACACUCAAGAUGGGUGUACAGAACAUGCUUCAGUUCUAUGUACCAGAAGUGAGGGAAGUGGAACAGGUAUUGGACGAAGAAGACAAUCUAAGUGAAGCAGUCUUUGAACAAAUGGAACACAAACUGGAUACCACUAAACAUAUAAUGUACUUGCUGUUAUUUUUAUGCACAUGACUGUGUGCGUGCAUGUGUACUGUGCAGGCCUCCCAGAUUGCCCACCUUAUUCGUGACUAUAAAAAGCAGAGAAAAAUUGAA
Halichondria panicea is the source of this 1107-nucleotide messenger RNA. RefSeq names its product NFU1 iron-sulfur cluster scaffold homolog, mitochondrial-like. The coding region runs from base 364 to 1026 and encodes 220 amino acids. The record is from RefSeq and is a predicted model, not a curated record. The transcript has 6 exons. Gene Ontology annotation, cellular component: mitochondrion. Lineage: Eukaryota; Metazoa; Porifera; Demospongiae; Suberitida; Halichondriidae. Gene Ontology annotation, biological process: iron-sulfur cluster assembly. Gene Ontology annotation, molecular function: 4 iron, 4 sulfur cluster binding; iron ion binding.